AGUAUAAUUUAAAGUAGCUGAAAUAUCUGUUAAACUGUAAUGUAUUUCUGUGAUGCGCAGCUGUAUUUUCAGCAUCAUUACUGCAGUCUUCAGUGUCACAUGAUCUUCAGAAAUCAUAAUAAUAUACGGAUUUGCUGCUUUAAAAAAACAUUCCUGAUUAUUAAUAUUCAUUUUUUAACUUAAUAAUUAUCACGCUACAUGUUAUCAUGUAGUAAUGUGUUGAUUCAUUUAGACAGGUGACGCCACUUCUACAUUUAAGAGACGUCGAGUGUCAUUUACAAACAUGUCAACAUACUGGUAAAAGUUACGCAAUAUGAGGGUAAAUGUCAACAUGGACAUAAAGCAGCUCAGUAACAUAUGAAGAUAAUAUCAGUCGUCGAAUGGCAGAUCAGUUAUCAGGGCCGCAGACAUUGGUUUCUAUAGUAUUUCUGUAAUAUUUUGAAGUAUAUUAACAUAUUUUGUCGAAUAUAAAGAGUCGAAAUGAAACAUUACGGAAGUAAAAUCAGCGCGAUUGUGUGCGGUUGGUCCACAGCCGGCCUCCGUAGUGUCGGUGUGACGCGCCGGGAGUUUCCGUGUUUCUGAAGAGUGUCACCGAGCGGCGGUGAUGUCUGUCCCGGGACACACACGCGGUGCUCCUGCGGGGGGCGCAGUGCUGCUCACACCGGCCUUUCCUUCACUCUACCGCAUUCAAACAUCAAACCGCAUUCGUGCUUCACCGGAAACAUUUCUGCACUGAAAUUAUCAUUGUUUAAAUGCGCCAAUUUCAAGGAUUGUUACCUGACACACGAACGCAAACCCGCUGCUGCGGUUUCUCUGAAAAACGCGAAUAAAACGCCUCGACCUGUAAUCAGAAGCCGCUGUGAUUGGUCCAUCCGUGCAGCGUUGAGUAAAGAAACGGGUACCACGUGACCGACGCCGACACCCUGUCGUUUCAGCUACGGUUUGGACAGUAAUUUACACGCGAGUAAAGACGGAAAUAAACUUCUGUAUUGGAAUUACGCAGUUUAGAGUUGAAAUAUGAACAUUAUUCCUUAAACCCAUCGUACGCGACCAAUCAGAGACGGCGGCCGCGCUACGAAGCCCCGCCCACUGUCAAACCCCAGUUUCCGCUCUCGCGCUUCCCGCGUUUCUGCAGGGAGUCGCCCGUAGUAACCGCCCGAGCUGCUCAGACCGGAUUCACGAGAGCAAAAUAAAGCCACAGAAAAUGAGAUAUAUUAAUCAGCACACGCGGAAACACCGUCUCUGAACUGCUCGCGCUGGAUAUUUGUGGGCGGUAUCGAGGAGCUCCGUCAUGAGAUGACUGUGAACCUGAUCACGGAGGACCAUGACUGGAUCGGUAAGGAUUUAAAGAUGCUGUUAUCAGUGUGAGGAGGAAUAUAUCAGCGGCAGCGGCGGCUGGAGACAUGAAGACAGCGCUCAUCUUGAGCUGUCUGCUGUUCAUCGCUCGAGCAGAAGAGCCCCAGAAGCCCGUGCAGUACCUGCGCAUCGGAGACGGCUCCUCGCAGGAGUUCGAGUUCCCCCAGAACACCCGCGGCGUGAUCGUCAUCUCCAGCCGGUACGGCGGCCCCGGGGCCCGCAGGGGCCGCGAGAGCCUCAAGCAAACGCUCCGCGUGAGCUCUCUGGAGCCGGACGUCAUCUCCAUCCUGAAUGUGAGCGACGGCGGAGCCGCCAGCAGCUACGUCAUCAGCAUCCGCUCCGGCGGGCCGGGCACGGCACCGCUGCUCCUCCAGCUGCUGGACCUGGCCCGGGGCCCGGAGCCGCUGCUGAUCGAGGAGCGCAGGGACUACUCCAUCCGGGUGGCGCCGGGUGGGGACGACUCCGUGGGCCACGUCCUCGGGCUGUCGCACUUCUCGGAGAGCCCGGUGCUGUUCGCCCUGCUGCCGCUCAUCUUCAUCAACAAGUGUGCGUUCGGCUGCAAGCUGGAGGUGGAGGUGCUGCGGGGCCUGCUGCGGAGCCCGGGGCCGCUGCUGCUGGGCGUGCUGGGCCAGUUCCUCAUCAUGCCGCUGUAUGCGUACGGACUGUCCCGUCUGGCGGCGCUGCCCAAGCCGCUGGCGCUGGGGCUGGUCAUCACCUGCUCGGCCCCGGGCGGCGGCGGGGGGUAUCUCUACAGCCUGCUGCUGGGGGGAGACGUCACCCUGGCCAUCAGCAUGACCCUCGUCUCCACCGUGGUGGCGGCCGCAGCCAUGCCGCUGUCCUCGGCGCUCUACGGCUGGCUCCUGGGGGUCCACGCCGCGCUCCACGUGCCCUUCCUCAAGAUCCUGGGCACGCUGCUCUUCAUCGCCAUCCCUCUCUCGCUGGGCGUGCUGGUGAAGCUGCGUCUGCCGGCCGUCUCCAGCGUGCUGCUCGCCCUCAUCCGCCCCUGCAGCCUGGCGCUCAUGGUGGGGGGCAUCUUCAUGGCCUACCAGAUGGGCUCGUCCAUCCUGGCGCAGGUGCGGGCCCCGGUGGUGGCGGCGGGCGUGACGGUGCCGGUCUUCGGGCUGCUGGCGGGGCUGGGUUUGGGGCGUCUGGCCGGGCUGCCGCUGGCGCAGGGGAAGACGGUGGGCAUCGAGGUGGGGGUGCAGAACAGUCUCCUGGCGCUGGCCGUCAUGCAGCUGUCCUUCCAGCGGGCCGAGGCCGACUACGCCUCGCAGGCGCCCUUCAUCGUGGCCCUCAGCAGCACCUCGGAGAUGCUCCUGCUGGUGCUCGCUCACGCCGCCCAGCGCCGCCUGUGCCUGACCGCUGCCUGACCGCGGCUCUCGCCCAGCGCUGACACUGCCACUGUUCCUGUCUUACUACCAAAGGCCUUCGCUCCCUCUGGCCGCUUUGAUUUCAGCCUCUUUUUUAAAUCAGAUUUUAAUUGACACGCGUAUUACGACGACAGUGUUUACGGGAGAUAUGAGAUAUUUUUCUAAGUAAUUUUGCGGUAUGUUAUUUUGUAAUUCAGACGGUUGGUUUGUAUCUUGUUUACAGCUGACGUGUGGCUGAGAUGUUGUGUGAUGAUGGUGAUUGUUGAUGUGAUUGAACCGUGCGCUCAAACAAUGGUGAUUAAAUGCUUUUUGACAAGACAAAAGAAAGAGUGUCUUUCAGUAUUAUUAACAGCACUAUGAGCUUUGCUAGCGAUUUCUCUCAAAUCAAAGUCUACCUGUUUCAGAUUCAUCUUAUAGUGAUGAAGAUUUUAUUCUUAUCAGCAUCCGAACAGACUGUGAGCUGCUGACCCUUGUCCUGAGUUCAGUUCAGUGAACUAGAGAUAUGUUUAUCUUCAGUGUUUGCGUGCGAGCAAAGCUCAUCUUAGCAGAACUGGGCCAGACCGACGAGACAGAGUACAGUUCUUCUUAACUGCUGUUUUCUUCUUUUUUUAACUUGAGAAUAAAGUUGGGAAUAUUUUGUAUUCCUUAAGAAUGUACUUCAUCUUGUUUAUUUAUUAUAAUUAUUAAUCGCAUCCAAAAU
Messenger RNA from Onychostoma macrolepis, 3426 nucleotides. RefSeq names its product solute carrier family 10 member 3 (gene slc10a3). Gene Ontology annotation, biological process: bile acid and bile salt transport. Gene Ontology annotation, cellular component: membrane. The coding region runs from base 1404 to 2726 and encodes 440 amino acids. The record is from RefSeq and is a predicted model, not a curated record. NCBI's taxonomy places the organism in Eukaryota, Metazoa, Chordata, Actinopteri, Cypriniformes, Cyprinidae. The transcript has a single exon. Gene Ontology annotation, molecular function: bile acid:sodium symporter activity.